This is a messenger RNA of Coprinopsis cinerea okayama7#130, 807 nucleotides long. Its product is annotated as lysozyme. Gene Ontology annotation, molecular function: lysozyme activity. Lineage: Eukaryota; Fungi; Basidiomycota; Agaricomycetes; Agaricales; Psathyrellaceae. Bases 1 to 807 code for a protein of 268 amino acids. The record is from RefSeq and is a predicted model, not a curated record. The transcript is spliced from 2 exons. Gene Ontology annotation, biological process: peptidoglycan catabolic process; cell wall macromolecule catabolic process.
AUGAAGCCCAUUGCUCUCCUCUCCACCAUCGUCUUCGCCUUGACCGUCUCGGUCCAAGGCGCCAUCAACGAUCCCUGCUCAGUCAACGGCACGCCCGGUAUUUGCAUCACCACGACGGCUUGUGCCAACGCUGGUGGCACCAACGCUGUCGGUUUCUGCCCCAACGAUCCUGCCAACGUCCGUUGCUGCACCAAGAAGUGCAGUACCAACGGCACCUGCCGUUUCACCAACACCUGUUCUAGCGGCAACGUCCUCGUCGGCCUUUGCCCCGGUCCCUCCAACUUCAGGUGUUGCAUCCCCUCUAGCAGCUGCGCCUACAGCCCGGUCAAUUCCCGCACCGUCCAGGAAAUCAAGAACUCCGAAGGAUUCGUCAGGUCCCCUGCACCCGAUCCAAUCGGUCUCCCCACGGUCGGAUACGGCCACCUCUGCAAGAAUAAGGGAUGCAGCGAGGUCCCAUACAGUUUCCCCCUGACCGAAGCGCAGGCCACCUCUCUCCUCAUGACCGACUUGAAGACCUUCCAGAAGUGCAUCUCCGACCAAAUCAACGAUUCCAUCAGGCUGAACGAGAACCAGUACGGUGCCUUGGUUUCGUGGGCCUUCAACGUUGGCUGCGGUAACACCGCCUCUUCUGCCUUGAUCUCGCGACUCAACAAGGGAGAGAGCCCGAACAAGGUUGCGGAGGAGGAGCUUCCUCGAUGGAAGUACGCCGGUGGCCAGGUUCUGCCCGGCUUGGUUGCUCGUAGGAACAGGGAGAUCGCAUUGUUCAAGACUGCUUCGAGCGUCGUCGGGCAUCCUCCCAGGUGCUAG